AUGGCUGAGCACGCAGCUUCUUCGAUCUCCACGCUCCCUUCAGAGCUAGUACACCACAUCCUUACGUUCCUGCCCUUGACAGACCUGCUCACAGUCGGCUUGGUAAACCGCGCAUUUCUUGAACACUCCAGACAAGACACGCUGUACCAACCGUUUGUCCAGGCUCAUGUGCCAGGCUAUGACGUGCCCAAGCCCGAUGGCUUGACUUGGCGUGAACUGUUCAAGCUGCAUCACCCGUACUGGUUCAUCGCGCAGCACAGGAUUUGGUUUUCAGAUACACCCCAUACGGGGAAGCUUAUUAUAGCUAGAUAUGAUCAUCGUCUCAAUGCUAUCGAAGGAUAUGCGCUUGUUGCGGAACGGCGGCAACCUACGUUCAAGACAUGGGACUGGAAUCCACACGCGAUCAUACACACUUUCAAUCCGCGCAUAAGGCUAGAUCUCAACGCGCCGGUGGUACGCUUGGAUGCUCGUGGAUAUGCGGCUGCUUUUGCCCAGUCUGGCAGUCGACUGACGCGAGAAGUCCCCAUGGACCUUGUUGAUGAGCUACCCCGACCCAGCUCCGGAAUACAUUCUCAACUUAUACUGUCGAGGCCAUUGCCUCAACAAGCCAUCUCGCGCAAUACGCCUGUCUGGCCGCCGCUCACGAUACCGGGUCCGGUCCGUACGCUGAACGAAUCGCCGAGCCGCUUCCGCGAUGUCGCCCACCGACCGUCAAAUACCUCAGAAAUGUCUUCUGCGACUUUUAGAUUGAGACGGUGGAUGGAAUUUUCGUCUCGACCUCACGGGGUUAGUAUGCGCGUGGGGGAAGACGUCACGACAUGGGGCACGUUGCCUGCAGAGUGUUACACACCCACUCCACAGAAACCGUGGCAAGGGGUUUGGUGCGGGGACUACGCUGGCCACGGGUGUGAGUUCUUGGUGGUCAUGCAACCAGAUGACCCCCAACCGUUGCCGGAGCGGGCAGAAUCAGUUCUGCGAGCAGCAGAGCGCGAGGGCAGUGUUAGCAGUGGUGACUCCUGGAGUACUGCACCAAGCGCCCAAGAAGAAUGGGACGAGGCCGGUUGGGAUCAAGAUAUAAUUGAGGGUGAAGGCACGACUGAAGAGCAAGAAGACAAUAGCAUGGGAGAUAGCAUCGCCACCCUGCAUGCAUCGCCGGCUUUCACUGAGAAUGAACACGGUGACGGUGACGAGCCCGUCUACCGAGGACGUCUCGAAGCGGUCAAACUCACAGGAGACCCGAAUAUACCGCGAGGAGAGUACACCUUUAUAGCGCCAGACAUUGGUCCUAGUGGUCUGAUACGAGUCGCGGAUGAGGAGCUGUUCAAGGGGAGCACGCAUCGUCAAGAGCAGAAAUAUUUGUGGUCUACGAUGCCCCACUAUGAACAGUACAUACUCAAGGUGACGGCGGGUGCGACGUACGACACUUCCAAGCACGAGGAUGUUCAUGUCAACACCGAGAAGCCCAUAAACAUCUCCUCAGAGCACCUUGACGCGCGGAUACAAGUGCGCAUCAAAGAUUACCGCGGAUUACCUGAAGGCUCACCGUCCUCAUCCCCCUACUUCUCGACCCCGCAGCACCCCUACGACCGCUACUCCAUCUCCUUCGCCUUCACACCCAAACGCUCCAUAUCGGGGAAAGACCUCGUCUUCGGCAAUGAUUUCGACCACCCGAUCCGAGACCGCCUGCCGCCCCUCUUUGACAAGGCCUUCGGCAUCGUGAAGUGGUGGAUCGAUCCUGGCCUCGACGGCGACGUCUACGGUGACGAACCGUAUCUCUAUGGCGCAUUGUUGUCGUCCAUAAAUGUGUUACGGAUAGGUAACAAGCCACCGCAGGAACCGGACGCUGGAGAAGAGAAAGAGGGCGAGGCAGUUGUGUAUGCGGAGGGUGCUGAGGGCGAUGGUGUGGACGUGCGGGAGAAAUACAGUGUCCCUGCAACGACUAGCCAGCGGCAAAAACACUUCCUAAACGAGGCGAAGAGGACUGACUUCACGUUCGAAGAGGGGAGAGAAUAUAAGUGCGAUUUCUUCAAUCCUUAUGUCGACUUCAAUGAGUUUGCGCUCAAGAUUGGGUACGGGUUGCCUGCGAUAUCGAUUAUUGGACACUGGGAUGGGCAGCCGCUUCGAUAUGUCCUCAAAGAUCGGAGUACAAACACAGAGCUGUUCGUCGUCAUCUUCCAGCUCAUCCCAACCGACGAGGCGAAGAAGACGUAUGGCAUAGAAAGCGCGGAAGACAUGGUCCAUCAGGUGCACGGUGGAGACAAGACCGAGACGAAAGCUGCGGCGAACGACGAUGAGCUGGACUAG
Messenger RNA from Didymosphaeria variabile, 2304 nucleotides. RefSeq lists its product as uncharacterized. The transcript is spliced from 4 exons. Gene Ontology annotation, molecular function: protein binding. Bases 1 to 2304 code for a protein of 767 amino acids. The record is from RefSeq and is a predicted model, not a curated record. NCBI's taxonomy places the organism in Eukaryota, Fungi, Ascomycota, Dothideomycetes, Pleosporales, Didymosphaeriaceae.